AGAGUUGAUUGAUUGCACCAUGGUUGCGCCGUGAGACAAAUUUAGGGAAUUAAAAUUGCUGAUUUAAAACUCGGGCGUAAAGCUACAACUUUGUUAUGUGCAGCGAAACACGUAGGAUCUUUUUGAGUUAGAUUAAACGAGCUGCGCAGGGAAAAUGGUGAAAAUUGAAGAUGUGAUGAGUCCGAUGACCUUUAACCUCAUGAUGAGCAUGGGAGCUGGUGUCCUGCUUGGCUGGUUGCUGAAGGGGAAAUACGGACGACAAGUCGUGUUACGGAAUGAACAAGCAGCUGAAACAGCCGCAGCAAAUGAGAAUGUGAGCACCAUGGGUGAGACGGGUGAAUACAAGUUGGUUCUAGUCGUCAGGACAGACUUGAAGAUGGGCAAAGGAAAGGUUGCUGCCCAGUGCAGCCAUGCCGCUGUAUCCUGUUAUAAACAGGCGGCGAAACGCAAGCCAGACAUGCUGAAGGAAUGGGAACACUAUGGACAGCCCAAAGUAGUGCUCAAGGCACCAGACGAAGAAGCAUUGGUUGAACUUGCUUUAAAGGCUCGCAGUUUAGGUUUAACAACGGCAAUUAUACAGGACGCUGGCAGGACGCAAAUUGCCCCAGGAUCACGGACAGUACUAGGAGUGGGCCCAGGACCAGCGUCAUUAGUGGAUGAAGUAACUGGAGAACUGAAGCUGUAUUGACGUUGGUUGUAUAAUUGUGUAAUAUCUAUGAAAAUACAAAAACGUCCCACUCGAGUGAUUUUUUUCCCAACUUUCACUCGAGAGGUACGUAACACACUGAGUAUAGUGUUUAUACGUCCGUGAAGGGCAAAACCUGAUAUUGAUUCACAUCACCCCAACGCAAAUUCCAUCUUAUGAAUAAAAAAAGUCUUCCUGCUAAAAUUGUUAGUGAGGAUCACUGCUGCAAUGAAAAGUGCAGCAGAACUUUGGAACUUCAGCGGUUCAGCCUGCCAACUUCAAGAACAGUGUAGCAGUGGACUUUCUACGGUGAAAUUCGGUCACAUGACUUAAACUUCAGACAUGUCACAUGACUUUAAAAGUCACAUGAUUUAAACCUUAAUUUAAAAUUGAAUUAUGUUAAAAAAACAUUCUGUUUAAAGAUAAUGUACACCAUUUGCAAAAAAAUGUGUUUUUAGGGCUGAUUCAUUGUAAUUUGAUUUAAAUGUAAUUUUUUACAUUACAUUUCUGUUUCUCCUUGUGCCUUCAAAAUUCAAAAACGAAUUUGUGAAAAUCAAAUUUUCUAAACAAAAAUGGCCAAAUAAAAGAAAAAUACAAAACAUUUAUUUCAGUUUGUCACGGUUGUUUUAUUUCAUAACCUCUGGUAGAAAAGUAUCGAAUUGUUCUUUGAAAAGCUAGCCAACAUUUUCACUCAAAAUUUUCCACUUAGAAAUAAGUGAACGAUAG
Messenger RNA from Patiria miniata (bat star), 1411 nucleotides. RefSeq names its product peptidyl-tRNA hydrolase 2, mitochondrial-like (gene ptrh2). Gene Ontology annotation, molecular function: peptidyl-tRNA hydrolase activity. Gene Ontology annotation, cellular component: mitochondrion; cytosol. NCBI's taxonomy places the organism in Eukaryota, Metazoa, Echinodermata, Asteroidea, Valvatida, Asterinidae. Gene Ontology annotation, biological process: positive regulation of anoikis; negative regulation of anoikis. Bases 155 to 688 code for a protein of 177 amino acids. The record is from RefSeq and is a predicted model, not a curated record. The transcript has 6 exons.